AUGAUCUUUGAUAAGAGUACUCGUGUUCUUGAUCUUGACCCUAAUGGUCCUUCUGCAUUGGUUGCAGCAUGCCAUGCAACUCUCCACAUCGAAGUUCUUGUAAUCUGGGCAUUGCUCGUUCAGAUCGUCAUGGUCAAUACAAGCACAGCAGUCGCCACUGAAGGUCGAGAAGGUCGAAGCGUAGGUCCCAAUAUCACCCUAAUUGUUCAGGUUCUAUGGACCAUUUACCUUGGUUUUAUUACUUUGGAGCACAACCUCAUAGAUUGGAAAGCCUACUUCGAUAUUUUCAUCGGACUAAUCGCACCUUUUUCUCUGCUGUGUGCCAAAAUAGUGCUAGAAUAUUAUGCAUUUGAAAAGGCACGGCGGUCCUUUGCACUAGGACGCAAUCCUGGACUCACUUUUGUUUACAUGGAGAAACUACGAGUACAAGAAGCGACUCAACAAAGUGAACCACUAGUAGGCAGCGAUGCACCUCCUCCUCCACCACCACUUUUGGUUAUCAGAGAAGAGGAAAAACAAGUGGAGAUUCAACCUCGUGGGUAUGCGUUCAAGGAUGACUCAGGGACAGUUUUGACGACCAAUAAUGGUAUAGUGACAUUUGACAGAAUUUAUUGGCAAUUGGAUAGCACGCUUCCGAUCCUAAGUCCACAACUCAAAGGUUUAUGUUUGUCCUUUGCACUGUUCAAGUUGUUGCGGUGCAGAUUUGCUAGGUACAGGCUCACUAAUGCUGGCUCUACAGGGACCCUCACAUUUUUCCGGAGCUUGUCGCUACAGUCUGGAGAACAUGACAGGAUAUAUAGGGUCAUCAUGGAUGAACUUUCUUUUGUUCAUGAUUACUAUUACUCGUCCCUCCCGAUCUCUUAUGCUAAGUGUCGUCUACCCAUCUUGAGUAUCUUGCUCUCACUCUUGAGCAUAGGCUAUUGCAUCUUGUUAGCUCUAACUGCCGGCGAAAAUCUUCAAGUUUUGGCUAUGAGGAGGCAACUUGACUGUAACAUAUGGUGGAUUCACGAUCGCUUGGUAACCGACUGUACACGUUAUUCUAUUGGAACAUAUUUUAUCGACAUGGCAUUACUACUUUGGAUUGUUCUAUUGGUCAUGAUAUCUGAGGUCAGGGACAUGGUUUCCUAUAUCUGCUCCAACUGGACCAAAGUAACCCUUAUCUGCCGCUACGUAAUUAACCAAACCUCUUCACAGCGUUCACUUUGCAUGAAAAAAUGGGUAAUGAGUCUUCUCCUAAGAUGUAGAUGCAAGCUGAUCAUGAAGCAGCACUGGAAUGAAGAAAUGAGCCAGUGCUCUGUUCUGGUACUUCACCACAGAACAACCUUACUAGCCUUUGUCAGGCGUCUCUUGCUCUUACCAGGCCAAAAAUGGAAGGUCAAGGUAACAGCAGCAGUGAAGGUUUGCAUCAUCAAUGCACUAAGGAGUGCCAUCAAUGGGGGCUUGAGCAGAGGAGUAGCAUCUCUGCACUGCAGCCAAGUUGGCGAAACCUUCCUCUGGGCUUGCGCCGGCAAAGGUAUAUCGGAUACUAUACUUGUAUGGCAUAUUGCCACAAUCAUCGUUCAGGUAAGACAUCGUUCAGGUGAAGCUUCUGAUUCAGAUCAUAAGACUGUCGCCACUCAGCUAUCACAGUACUGCGCGUACCUGGUGAACUGGUGUCCGGAGCUGCUCCCGGACAACAGUGCAUGGAACAAGGGCUUGUACAGGGCUGUAAAGAAGGACGCCGAGGGCGCCCUCCCUGGGUACUCUGUGACAGAACCAUCUACUCCGGAAGAUGAUGAGCGCGCUCUGGAUGAGUACUCUGUGGCAGCAGAGGCAGAGGCAUCCACAGCGGAAGACGAGCGUGCCGUAUCAGAGAAUCCUUUGGCAGAUCAGUCAACCAAGCGAGAGGAGGAUGGGUAUCAGAAGCUAGUCAGGUUGCUGAGCGAGCACUCAAAGCAUGAAGUGGUCAAGGAUGGUGUGAAGCUUGGAAAGCAGCUGGUGGAGACCAUGGAGGACCAGGAAACCAUGUGGAAGUUGCUAGCUGAGUUCUGGUCAGAGAUGAUCCUGUAUCUCGCUCCAUCAGACAACCUGAAAGGUCACUCAGAAGCCAUUGCCCGAGGAGGUGAGCUAAUCACACUGCUCUGGGCGUUGCUUUUCCAUGCCGGGAUUGUGAGCAGGCCGGGCGAGGACGAUGGCGCUGCUGCUACCUCUGCUGAUGUAGUAUAA
Miscanthus lutarioriparius is the source of this 2205-nucleotide messenger RNA. Lineage: Eukaryota; Viridiplantae; Streptophyta; Magnoliopsida; Poales; Poaceae. The record is from the annotation of a GenBank genome assembly.